Molecule: messenger RNA, 1784 nt
Organism: Chenopodium quinoa (quinoa)
Lineage: Eukaryota; Viridiplantae; Streptophyta; Magnoliopsida; Caryophyllales; Amaranthaceae
Product: 2-methylene-furan-3-one reductase-like
Molecular function (GO): zinc ion binding; oxidoreductase activity, acting on the CH-CH group of donors, NAD or NADP as acceptor
Source: RefSeq, a predicted model, not a curated record
CCAUGAAUUUGAUGUAGGAAUUUAAUCCCAUGAAAUACAAAUUCCUACAGGAAGUAAAUUCCCAUAGCAAUCAAACGACACCUUAGUGAUUAUACAUCAUUAUUAGUGUACUUUUUUUUUUAUUAUUUAUAAAAGUUACUCCGUGAAACAUAAUUAUCUGCCUUAUAAAUAAUGUUAAGACUAGUGGACUACUCGCUCCAUGCCUCCACUUGUGGUUUCAAAAUGAAAUUUGAAGUCGUAAUGUAGUAAACCCUCAUGUAUUGUUAGACUCUCUUCCAAUGUGGCAAUGUGUGUUUAUCAUGCUUGCCCCAAUGACAUACUCAAAUUAGUGAAUUACAUUAUAUAUACCCCCUAACUUCGUCCUCUACUUUAACACAAACAUAACCAUACUUCCUCAAAUUUGCAACAAAUAUAAAGAGCUCAUCUCCUAAUUCCUAAAACACACCCUAUCUAAUUUGGUAUCUUGCCUGGUGUGUCAAAUUACAUUUAACAAUAUUUGAGCAUGGAGUACACCAAAGCUAGUAACGCUGUUCCCUCUACCAUGAAAGCUUGGGUUUAUGAAGAGUAUGGAUCUCCAACAAAUGUACUUAAGCUAAAAUCCGACGUACCGGUUCCUGAUAUCAAGGACGAUCAAGUACUAAUCAAGGUUGAAGCUGCUUCUUUGAACCCAAUUGAUUACAAAAGGAUGUUGGGUUUCUUAAAGGCCACUGAUUCUUCUCCUCCGACGAUUCCAGGCUAUGAUGUUGCUGGUAGAGUGGUUAAAGUAGGGAGCCAAGUUAAAAAAUUUAAAGUAGGAGACGAAGUUUAUGGAGAUAUCAAUGAGAAAGCAUUUGAACAACCAAAAAGCUCUGGCUCUUUGGCAGAGUACACAGCUGUUGAAGAGAAGGUUUUGGCUCUAAAACCCGAAAAUUUGAGCUUUGUUGAAGCUGCAAGCACCCCCCCCCUUGCUAUUGAGACUGCUCACGAAGGCCUCGAACGAGCAGGCUUUGCUCCUGGCCAAAGCAUCCUCGUUCUUGGUGGUGCUGGUGGAGUUGGAACUUUUGUUAUUCAGCUAGCAAAGCAUGUAUUUGGUGCGUCCAAAAUUGCAGCAACUUCCAGCACAACAAAACUAGAAUUACUAAGGAGCUUGGGUGCUGAUUUAGCCAUAGACUAUACCAAGGAAAACGUCGAAGAUCUCCCUGAGAAGUUUGAUGUUGUAUUCGAUACUGUUGGCCAAUGUGAAAUCACGAUAAAAGCAGUGAAAGAAGGUGGCAAGGUGGCAUCGAUUAUUGGCAAUGAAACUCCACCAGCAUUCAUAUUCAUACUCACUUCUACUGGUUCUGUACUUGAGAAGUUGAAGCCGUACCUGGAAGAUGGAAGGGUGAAACCGGUGAUUGACCCGAAAAGUCCAUUCCCAUUUCCUCAGACAGUUGAAGCCUUUGCUUAUCUCCAAACUAACAGAGCUACUGCCAAAGUUGUGAUUCAUCCAAUCCCAUGAAAAUGCUCAAUAACAUCAACAUAAUUUCAUUAAUGGUUAUAAUAAAGCGCGAAAAGUAGAAUUUCGCUUUGUUUAAUUUGGCUGUGUUUCAAGGGAUAUUGUGUUUGUUAUUGUAUUCCAUAUUUGAAAUGACAUUGCUAGUCUUCUGUGUAUGAUUUCUGUUGUAAGACUUUUAACACUCUCACCAUGUUCAGUUCAAUAAAAGACUACAAAACUCUCUUUAUAAUGUGAAAGGAGUUGUUUAUAGAUAUCAUAGAUUCAUGGUCCAAUACAGUACUCCGUAGUCAAAAGUUUCCAAACGAGAACA